Molecule: messenger RNA, 336 nt
Organism: Emiliania huxleyi CCMP1516
Lineage: Eukaryota; Haptophyta; Isochrysidales; Noelaerhabdaceae
Exons: 4
Coding region: 1-336 (111 amino acids)
Source: RefSeq, a predicted model, not a curated record
AUGUGCUCACGCGCUUCCCGCCAGCUGCGUGGUUGCCGAACGAAGAAGAAGGGCGCGCUCUACGGGGAGACUGGCGCGAUCGGCUCGAACUGCUCCAACAUGCUGCGCCACACUGCCGGCGAGUCGCACCUCCGCGCGUGGCUCGCCGACCUGCCGGUGGAAGCGGAGAAGCCGACGCUGGCCGAGCUGCAAACGUGCGUCGUGUCGAUCGCGCACAAGUGGCUCGGCAGCGCCCGCUCACAGCGCACCACGCAGACCAAGGUGCGGGGGCAGCACAAGGCGCAGAAGAUUGCGACCAACGCGGCGGCAUAUGACUGUAGGGCACCAGAAGGCUAG